AUGCCGGAAAGGUAUGAUAUUUCUAUAAGAGUGGCUCUCGCCUAUCUUGGUUUACAUUUAAUGAUGAUGGAAGAUCGAGUCCAACGUAAACGACAAUUGUUGCGAGCAACAGAAGACCCAUUCGAUUUGACAAAUGACGAAUUUAAAGAACUAUACCGCUUAACAUCGGACUUAAUGUUUGAUCUCAUUGAUGCAUUAGAACCUCGAUUGCAACGAACAAGAAUCACAGGGUUGUUUGUAGAGAAACAAAUAUUGUCGGCAGUAAGGUUUUACGCAAUAGGUUGUUUUCAACGUCCUGUAGGUGAGCAGUGGGGCAUUUCCAUGAGCCAGAUAUCGAUCAGCAGAUGUAUACACAAAGUGACAGAUGCGAUCAAUGAUUUAAUAUUUAGACAAUGGGAACAAUUCCCCAUUAGUCCUGGAGCCAGGCAGUUAGCGAGAAUGCAAUUUCAAAAUGCACGUCAGCCGUUUGAAGGAGCUCUUGGAGCGAUUGAUUGCACUCACAUUGCAAUUUUUGCUCCCAACCCAGACAAGCAUGAAGAAGCUUAUGUUAAUCACCACGGAUAUCAUUCACUGAAUGUGCAAAUGAUAUGUGACCCAAAUUUGAAAAUACUUAAUGUGAAUGCAAGAUAUCCCGGAGCAAGACACGAUGCAUAUAUAUGGAAUGAUUCUGCUGCACGACGAGUUAUGGAACGCGCAUACAAUCGUGGUGAACGACGAGCAUAUUUUAUUGGUGAUUCAGGUUAUCCGUUAGAACCGUGGCUGUUAACUCCUUUGCCCCGAGAACCGGAAGGAACUCCACGUUUUGCGUAUAACGAAGCGUUGUGUAGCGCAAGAAAUUGUAUCGAACGUCUUUUUAACGUACUGAAAUCUACUUGGAGAUGUCAUUCUCGACACAGAGUUUUGCAAUAUGAACCUGGCUUUGCUGGAAAAAUAGUCAAUGCUUGCGCAGUCUUCCAUAAUAUGCGGAAUGCUCACGUCUUCCAUAAUAUGCGGAAUGCUCACGGCAUAUUUGAUAAUGAUCUAUUUGAUGAGUUGAAUAACAUACAUAUGUAUGAAAAUUGUGAUGAUGUUAAUAUUAAUCUGGAUAAUGUGCAUGGACCUCUCGCUAUCGCACGUCGCAUCCAAGACCGUUUGAUAGCAGAAAGAUUUGGCAGAUAA
Odontomachus brunneus is the source of this 1158-nucleotide messenger RNA. RefSeq names its product putative nuclease HARBI1. The coding region runs from base 1 to 1158 and encodes 385 amino acids. The transcript is spliced from 7 exons. The record is from RefSeq and is a predicted model, not a curated record. Lineage: Eukaryota; Metazoa; Arthropoda; Insecta; Hymenoptera; Formicidae.